Messenger RNA from Spinacia oleracea (spinach), 648 nucleotides. RefSeq lists its product as uncharacterized. Bases 1 to 648 code for a protein of 215 amino acids. Gene Ontology annotation, molecular function: nucleic acid binding. The transcript has a single exon. Lineage: Eukaryota; Viridiplantae; Streptophyta; Magnoliopsida; Caryophyllales; Amaranthaceae. The record is from RefSeq and is a predicted model, not a curated record.
AUGCUAGGUAUUGGACCAACAACACUUUGGAGAAUGAUAAAAAGGGGUGAUGUUAGGGCACACACAAAUCCACUACAUCCGGGUUUGCAAGACCCCAACAUGCUACAAAGGGUCAAGUGGGUCCUAGAUUUACUAGAAGGGGACAAUCCACAAACAAAGAGGCAAUACCAACCAAUGUUUGAUUUCGUGCAUAUUGAUGAAAAGUGGUACUACUUGAGCAAAAAAACACAAAGGGUGUAUUUGGGGAAGCAUGAAAGGGCAAAAUACAGAUCGGGAAAGUCAAGCAAAUUCAUACCAAAGGUAAUGUUCACAGCAGCAGUUGCACGGCCUAGAUUUAAUGCUCAAAAUGAAUGUAUAUUUGAUGGCAAGUUGGGGAUCUUUCCAUUCACAUAUCAAGAAGCAGCAAAGAGGAAUUCAAAAAACAGAGAGAAGGGGACAAUGGUGACUAAAGUAGUUGAAUCAGUCAGAAAAGAAGAGACAAGAGACAUGCUCAUCAAUCAAAUCGUUCCAGCAAUCAUGCAAAAAUGGCCUCCAAGUGAAGGGCCAAAAACAAUAUUCAUACACAAGACAACGCAGGAACACACAUCACUCAAUCCUAUGCAAUAUGGCAACAAGCACAUCAACAAGGUGACUUCACUUUCAUUCUAG